AUGUUGAGGCUCUUCACUAGGUAUAAUACUGCGGCAAGGCCUGGAUUGAGCCUUAGACCUCUAGCUACACAAGCAUCUCCUUUGGGUGUGGAUGGUAGCACAGAGAACAACUUAAAGACAGAAACAAACAGAUUGGCAAAAACUGGUGAAAAAUUUUGGGAAAAGGUAUCGUUAAAGGAUGAUGGAUCACAGUUUCUAGUGCAAUUGGAUUCCAAGACUGUUUUGACCCCAUUGGGGAACGCAUUAGCUGUCGACAAGAGGAGAAGUUUGCUGGCGAUGCUUUUAAAGAAAGAAUGGACAAAUUUGCCCAGUCUGGCAAUUAAAACCCAUGCUUUACCAUUGACUUCAUUGGUUUCACGUUGUAUAGACCUGGAAAAUGUGAAUAAACCAGAUAGCGAUCCUGAGAUGAGGGCAAAAAUUGGUGGUGACCGUGAGCAUAUUGCCAACGACUUACUACGUUACUUGGACACAGAUACUUUGCUAGUGUUUUGCCCGCAAGCUGAAUUCGAAGGAGCUUUGAGGAAAGCACAGGAUGAACGUUACCUACCAAUCAUUGCGUCAGUAGAGAAAUUUUUGGGUCAAUAUAGCACUUCACCUAUCAAAUUGAGAGUUUUAGAUGCAGACGUCGAUGGACUCAGAGGUAACAGUCAAACUAAUGAAACAAGAAAAGCAGCAAAGAAAUUCUUGGAGUCCUUAUCCUUAUGGGAUCUAGCAAUCUUCGAGAAGACAGUGCUAACCACCAAAUCUUUCAUUUGUGGAGUGCUACUCUUACAAAAUAAAGCGCUGGACAAAUCGGCCGAGGGUCUUACGUCGACAAUGGAAUCUGUUGCUCAAGCUGCUACCUUAGAAAUCAUACAUCAAACAGACAGAUGGGGUGAAGUUGAAGAUACACAUGAUGUUGACAAGCGUGAUGUUAGAAGAAACAUACACGCUGCUGGAAUUGUAGCUUACAAAUAA
Molecule: messenger RNA, 957 nt
Organism: Torulaspora delbrueckii
Lineage: Eukaryota; Fungi; Ascomycota; Saccharomycetes; Saccharomycetales; Saccharomycetaceae
Gene: ATP12
Product: ATP synthase complex assembly protein ATP12
Exons: 1
Coding region: 1-957 (318 amino acids)
Biological process (GO): mitochondrial proton-transporting ATP synthase complex assembly
Cellular component (GO): mitochondrion
Source: RefSeq, a predicted model, not a curated record